AUGACAAUCGAAAGGGACAUCGAGGAAUCGAUACCUUACCUGGUGAGCGAUGAAAAAUCCGCCGAGUUCAAACACCAGGAGCCUACAACUCCGGAUACGGUUAAACCGUGGGUUCAUUUCGUUGCUGGUGGUAUAGGUGGUAUGGCAGGUGCUGUUUGUACUUCUCCGUUCGAUGUUGUGAAAACUAGGUUACAAUCAAGUGUCUACAGAGACCUGUACAUGUCGCAGAAUACGCAGGGCAACUUCAUCACCAAGGGGUUGGGCCAUUUUAGAGAAACAAUCACGAUAUUGAGAGAUGUUCGCAAAGUCGAGGGCUCGAGGGCCCUGUUUAAAGGUUUGGGUCCAAACCUGGUCGGUGUGAUACCCGCAAGAUCCAUCAAUUUUUUCACGUACGGCUACGGCAAAGAUGUGUUGGUGGAGAAGUUUUUUGAUGGAAAAGAGAAUUCUGUGGUUCAUCUGCUAGCAGGUAUCAACGCCGGGUUUGUGACAAGUACGGCUACUAACCCAAUAUGGCUAGUCAAGACGAGACUCCAAUUGGACAGAGCCACGAAGAGAGAGUACAAAAACUCCCUCGACUGCAUUGCCAAAAUAAUGAGAAACGAAGGAAUAACUGCAUUUUACAGGGGACUGACUGCUUCAUACCUUGGGUCUGUGGAGUCCACUUUACAAUGGGUCCUUUACGAACAGAUGAAAAGUAUCAUCAAUAACAGAGCCGAGAAACUCAAGCAGUCAGGAAGAGAGAGGACGGCGAUGGACUCUUUCUUUGACUGGUCUGCUCGUUCUGGAGCUGCUGGUGCUGCCAAGUUUGUGGCCUCCAUGAUAACGUAUCCCCAUGAGGUUGUUAGGACCAGAUUGAGACAGGCACCUACCGAGAACGGCAAGGCGAAAUACACUGGUCUGAUCCAGUGUUUCAAACUAAUAAUUAAGGAAGAAGGUCUGGCCUCAAUGUAUGGAGGAUUGACGCCCCAUUUGAUGAGAACAGUCCCCAACAGUGUUAUCAUGUUUGGAACAUGGGAGGUGUUCACCACGUUGCUCAGUUGA
Molecule: messenger RNA, 1041 nt
Organism: Kuraishia capsulata CBS 1993
Lineage: Eukaryota; Fungi; Ascomycota; Pichiomycetes; Pichiales; Pichiaceae
Exons: 1
Coding region: 1-1041 (346 amino acids)
Biological process (GO): pyrimidine nucleotide import into mitochondrion
Cellular component (GO): mitochondrion
Molecular function (GO): pyrimidine nucleotide transmembrane transporter activity
Source: RefSeq, a predicted model, not a curated record